Colletotrichum destructivum is the source of this 371-nucleotide messenger RNA. RefSeq lists its product as uncharacterized. The record is from RefSeq and is a predicted model, not a curated record. Lineage: Eukaryota; Fungi; Ascomycota; Sordariomycetes; Glomerellales; Glomerellaceae. The transcript is spliced from 2 exons. Bases 32 to 322 code for a protein of 96 amino acids.
ACUGACCACUGAAUCUAUCACUGUAGACAAGAUGACGCUUGAUUGCUUUGUCUGCGAGCGGAUGCGAGUUGGAAACCCUGGAAAACACGGAAGCCGUGCCGCGGCCUCCACCCAACGAUGUUUGCUUUGCAAUCGGGACUUUUGCAACGAGCACCGAGGAAACGAGGAGAGCGUCUGCGAGAUCAAUCACCAGACCUACUUCAGACAACAUCCCGAUCUCCAUGGAAAGAUAUACGCCACGAUGCAGGCAAGAUUGGAGGCUGAAGAAGCGAAGUUACCUUCCGUUGUCCCAACCGAGCAGCCCAGCAUUGUGAAGGAGUAGAGGUUGAUGAUUUGUUCUUAUGUCAGUCAAGUUAGCAGUAGUUGCAAAU